CUCAAGACAUAUUGCCAUUCAUUGGCCACAAGACAUGAUGGGAACAGAGAUGAGGGCAGCGCUCAUCACUUUGGGAAGCGUUUUGCUGACGAGUGCUGUCAUCGGAAACGCUUACUUCCAGAAGAAGCAGUUCUAUCCAUCUGUGGUAUACAUCACUAAAUCUAAUCCAUCGAUGGCUAUAAUAUACAUUCAGGCGUUUGUCUUCGUCUUAUUGAUGGGAAAACUGAUGCGAAAGAUAUUCUUCGGACAAUUAAGGACCGCAGAGAUGGAGCAUCUGAUCGAGAAGUCGUGGUAUGCGGUGACCGAGACGUGUCUGGCGUUCACAGUCUUCAGGGAUGACUUGUCGCCCAAAUUCGUGGCUCUCUUCACACUCCUCUUGUUCCUCAAGUGUUUCCAUUGGUUGGCAGAGGACAGAGUGGACUACAUGGAGAGGAGUCCUAAUAUAUCACUCCUGUUCCACAUCCGAGUCAUUUCCCUUCUGUUCCUUUUGGGAAGUCUUGACUUCUGGUUCAUUCAUAUGGCAUACUAUAGUACUCUCACGAAAGGGGCGUCCGUUCAACUGGUCUUCGGCUUUGAGUACGCCAUUCUGUUUGCUGUGGUCUUCAAUAUCCUGAUGAAAUACAUCCUCCACUUCGUUGACCUCCAGAACGAGAAUCCCUGGGAAGACAAAGCCGUCUAUUUGUUAUACACCGAGCUUUUGAUGGGUUUUCUAAAAGUGAUUUUAUACGUGACUUUCAUCACAAUUAUGAUGAAAAUCCAUACCUUUCCCCUCUUUGCCAUCCGUCCCAUGUAUUUAAGUAUGAGAGCCUUCAAGAAAGCACUGAAUGAUGUGAUAAUGUCUCGCCGGGCCAUCAGGAAUAUGAAUACGUUAUAUCCUGACGCCACACCAGAAGAGCUGCAAAGUGUGGACAACGUAUGCAUUAUAUGCAGGGAAGAGAUGACGGGCAAUGGUAGCGCCAAACGGCUUCCCUGUAACCAUAUAUUCCAUGUGUCGUGUCUGCGCUCGUGGUUCCAGAGACAACAGACGUGUCCCACGUGUCGAAUGGAUGUGCUUCGAGUGGCGCCCAAUGCCGGCGCCCAACCACCGCCUCAACAGCAGCCCCAACAGCCCAGAGCACAGCCGGGAAUCCCGCAAAUCCCGCCGCAGUUUUUCAUACCCGCC
Molecule: messenger RNA, 1162 nt
Organism: Oppiella nova
Lineage: Eukaryota; Metazoa; Arthropoda; Arachnida; Sarcoptiformes; Oppiidae
Source: the annotation of a GenBank genome assembly